AUGUAAUAAGAAAAAUAUCAUCAAUAAAUAACAAGUACAAUCUUAAUGGUACUUCCAACCGAUUUUGACUACAAUGAGUAAACUGCAGUAGACAACGAAUUUAUGUCUAAAUAUUCUGAAGAACAAAUAUCUUACUAAAUCUGUCAAAAAGCGAUAUAAGAAUUUGAAGAAGCUGUAAAAAAAUUAAGGCAAAACGACAUAAACGUAUUAGUAUUUGAUAAGAGAAAUAUUUUAGAGUUAAAAAACACUAUAAUGCCCGAUGCUGUAUUCCCAAAUAACUGGAUAAGUACUGAGCCUACUGGAUAGUCUUUAGAGGGUACAGGAGCAAUAAUUAUAGAUAGAAUAUAUAGAAGAGCUUAUGCGGCCAGAAGCUAAAGGGCUGAUGAGGAGUUAUUCAAGAAUUGGUGUUAAACUUUCAAUUAUGAGGCUGUUAUGUUCGAUGCUAAAAGCUUUUAGGGAAAUCCAAUUUAUCAUACUAAUAUUAUAAUGAGUUUAGGAGAGAAAUAUGCGGUUGUAUGUAAAGAAUGUAUUAAUUAUGGAUAGGUGGAGGAAGUUUUGAGAAAAAUGGGAGAAGGAAGAGAAUUGAUUUUUAUUAGUAUUAAUUAAAUGGAAUAAGGAUUAUGUGGAAAUAUAUUAUAGGUUAAAUCUUAUAUUAAUGAAAAUAGAUAUUUAGUUAUGUCGAAGUUAGCUAAUGAGAAUUUUACUAUAGAAUAAAGGAAGAUUUUAGAAAAGAAUGGAAAAAUUGUUGCAAUUGAUAUCCCUACUAUUGAGAAAAUCGGAGGAGGGAGUGCUAGAUGUAUGUUAGCUGAAAUAUUUUUGGAUUAAAAGAUUUGA
Molecule: messenger RNA, 834 nt
Organism: Ichthyophthirius multifiliis
Lineage: Eukaryota; Ciliophora; Oligohymenophorea; Hymenostomatida
Exons: 2
Source: RefSeq, a predicted model, not a curated record